This is a messenger RNA of Ochotona curzoniae (black-lipped pika), 2148 nucleotides long. It is a transcript of the gene SMPD3, whose product is annotated as sphingomyelin phosphodiesterase 3. Gene Ontology annotation, cellular component: extracellular region; cytoplasm. Gene Ontology annotation, molecular function: sphingomyelin phosphodiesterase activity. The coding region runs from base 72 to 2042 and encodes 656 amino acids. The transcript has 7 exons. Gene Ontology annotation, biological process: sphingomyelin metabolic process. The record is from RefSeq and is a predicted model, not a curated record. NCBI's taxonomy places the organism in Eukaryota, Metazoa, Chordata, Mammalia, Lagomorpha, Ochotonidae.
GCCCAGGAAAGUGCCCGCCGCUGCCCCGGACACCAUGUAGUAGGGCCGGCCGCGGCGCCCAGGGAGCUGCGAUGGUUUUGUACACGACCCCCUUUCCCACCAGCUGUCUGUCCGCCCUGCACGCUGUGUCCUGGGCCCUCAUCUUCCCAUGCUACUGGCUGCUGGACCGCCUGGCUGCCUCCUUCCGGCCCACCACCUACGAGAAGCGCCAGCGGGCGGAUGACCCGUGCUGCCUGCAGCUGCUCUGCACCUUGCUCUUCACCCCCAUCUACCUGGCCCUCCUGGUAGCCUCGCUGCCCCUCGCCCUCGUCGGCUUCAUCUUCUGGUCGCCCCUGCAGUCUGUGCGCCGGCCCUACGUCUACUCGCGGCUGCAGGACAAGGGCGCGGCAGGCGGGGCGGCCCUGCUCAGCGAAUGGAAGGGCGUGGGGACUGGCAAGAGCUUCUGCUUCGCCACCGCCAACCUCUGCCUCCUCCCGGACGCGCUGGCAAGGCUCAACAACUUGUUUAACACCCAGGCCCGGGCCCGGGAGAUCGGGCAGAGGAUCCGCAACGGCGCUGCCCGGCCCCAGAUCAAAAUCUACAUCGAUUCGCCCACCAACACUUCCAUCAGCGCGGCCAGCUUUAGCAGCCUGGUGUCGCCACAGGGCGGCGAUGGCGGGGCCCGCGCCGUCCCCGGGAGCAUCAAGAGGACAUCCUCCGUGGAGUACAAGGGUGAUGGCGGGCGCCACGGUGGUGGUGACGAGGCCGCCAACGGUCCAGCCCCCAGCGACCCGGCUGAUGGCGGCAACCCCGAGGACGCCUGCAUCGUGCGCAUCGGUGGCGAGGAGGGUGGCCGACCGCCGGAGGCCGACGACCCUGCCGCUGGGAGCCAGGCCAGGAACGGGGCCGGCGGCGGCCCUAAGGGCCAGACCCCCAACCACAGUCAGCGGGACGGGGAUUCCGGGAGCCUGGGCAGCCCGUCGGCCUCCAGGGAGUCCCUGGUGAAGGCGCGGGCAGGGCCGGACUGCGGCGCCGAGCCGGGCGCUAACAGCAAGCUCCUGUACAAGGCCUCGGUGGUGAAGAAGGCUGCCACGCGCAGGAGGCGGCACCCGGACGAGGCCUUUGACCACGAGGUCUCGGCCUUCUUCCCUGCCAACCUGGACUUCCUAUGCCUGCAGGAGGUGUUUGACAAGCGGGCAGCCACCAAGUUGAAAGACCAGCUGCACGGCUACUUCGAGUACAUUCUGUACGACGUGGGGGUCUAUGGCUGCCACGGCUGCUGCAAGUUCAAGUUCCUCAACAGCGGCCUCUUCUUUGCCAGCCGCUACCCCGUCAUGGACGUGGCCUAUCACUGUUACCCCAACGGGCGCGGCUCUGACGCCCUGGCCUCUAAGGGUGCGCUGUUUCUCAAGGUGCAGGUGGGAAGCACACCUCAGGACCAAAGAAUUGUCGGGUACAUCGCCUGCACACACCUGCACGCCCUAGCAGAGGACAGCGCCAUCCGCUGUGAGCAGCUGGACCUGCUUCAGGACUGGCUGGCUGAUUUCCGAAAAUCUACCUCCUCGUCCAGCGCAGCCAACCCCGAGGAGCUGGUGGCGUUUGACGUUGUCUGCGGGGAUCUCAACUUCGACAACUGCUCCUCUGAUGACAAGCUGGAGCAGCAGCAUGCCCUGUUCACCCGCUACAAGGACCCCUGCCGCCUGGGGCCUGGGGAGGAGAAGCCAUGGGCCAUUGGUACUCUGCUGGAAAUAAACGGCCUCUAUGAUGAGGAUGUGUGCACGCCUGACAACCUGCAAAAGGUCCUGGAGAGUGAGGAAGGCCGCAGAGAGUACCUUGCCUUCCCCACCAGCAAGAGCCCAGGGGGCGGCCAAAAGGGGCGCAAGGACCUGCUGAAGGGAAAUGGCAGGCGCAUCGACUACAUGCUGCACGCUGAGGAUGGGCUGUGCCCCGACUGGAAGGCUGAGGUGGAAGAAUUCAGCUUCAUCACCCAGCUGUCGGGCCUGACCGACCACCUCCCAGUGGCCAUGCGGCUCAUGGUGUCUUCAGGAGAGGAGGAGGUCUAGACCAGCCACGUCGCCGAGGUCAGGAGCUGGGGGAUCACUGCCAGCUCACUGAGCCACAGCCCCUCCCUGGGCCCUGUCCCCCAAGGAGCUCUUGCCCGGAGCUGGG